Rhagoletis pomonella (apple maggot) is the source of this 1922-nucleotide messenger RNA. Its product is annotated as putative gustatory receptor 36b. The transcript has 2 exons. Gene Ontology annotation, biological process: sensory perception of taste. The record is from RefSeq and is a predicted model, not a curated record. Lineage: Eukaryota; Metazoa; Arthropoda; Insecta; Diptera; Tephritidae. Bases 215 to 1495 code for a protein of 426 amino acids. Gene Ontology annotation, cellular component: axon; membrane; dendrite.
UGUUCGUAAACAUUUUACCUUAUUGAACCCAACGAUUAAUUACCCUUUAAUUGGAGAGGCGUGUUUUUAUUGCCGCUUAUUGGUGUAAUUGGGCACCUUGGGGACUUCUUUGAAAUGAAAUUAUCUAGUCACCUCGUGUGCGUUUCAGAACUUAUACUCAAGUUCUUAGUUUAAACGCUGGCCGCAACAGUUCGUUUGGCAAAAAAAUUCAACUAUGCACAAACUUGUUUUAUACUUUGAACAGUACCUGAAUUACAUUGCCAUUUUGAACGGUUUCACCAACCUUCGGAUAGAUUACGCCCAUAGGAAGAUAUACAACUCGAAACUUGUGAACUGCUAUGUGUUGAUGGCAAAUAUUGUCACUGUGGCUCUGCUACCAUGCGCCCACGCAAUUGCCAUCAAUUACAUCACUGCUAGCUUCAAGAACAAUUUGCUCGCCUUCACCGACUCUGCCAACUUGUUCGUCCACUACAUUGUUGUUGUAUUUUCAGUCACUGGUCGAUGUCGCCGAGAAAAAAUUUACAAGCAAAUUUCGAGCGAAUUAUUCAAGUUGGACCGGUCCUACUUCGAAAAAUUGGAACUGAAUUUGCGCAUUGAGAAACGUUCCAACUUUGUGUUGUUUGUAAAAAUGUGCAGCGUCUGUGCUAUGGUCGUGGUGCCCAUUUACGGUGUAUUCCAGCAAGCCAUACGUGUGGACGCCAAUGUGAUUAUGCUGGCCCUGUACUCGGGUCACAUCGAGUGCAUUCUACAUGGAGUCAUAUUCCUCUUCUUCCGAAUGCAAUGGCAAGUGCGAAAACGCAUGUGGCGGUUAAAUUUGCAUCUCGCGGACUUACUACAACGUCAGCAGAGGUUGCACCGGGACGCGGUCGGUACUCUGGCAGCGGACAGUGAUACAUUGCGGUGGCUAAGCCGGCUGGCGGCAGAUGAACUACGCGAAAUCGCUAGAGCUCAUGCGCACCUUAGCCAAAUGCUUUUGCGCCUCAAUCGCGUAUAUAGGUGGCAGGUUAUUGCAGUGCUGCUGACGUAUUUGAUAAGCAACAUUUCGUAUGGCUACUACUGGGUGGUGAUGAUGGAAGCCUCCAAACACGAACACCCGAGCGCGCUUUCCGUCUUGGGGUCGGUUGUGCUAUGUACCGUUGUUUUUUUCGAUAUUAACUUGCUGUAUUGGGCAGCGGAUGCAACUGCUCACGCAUGUCAAAACACCGCAUAUAUACUGAGAGAAUUUCAGGAGCCGCUGCUAACGGAUGCUCUAUUUGAACAGCAGUACGAGGUAUUCGCGCUGCAAUUAAAGCAACAAAAAGUCGACAUAAACAUAGCCGGCAUGUUCAUUCUGAAUCGACAGACCGCGCUGGCGUUAUGGGCCUUCAGUGCGCGACACAUACUCAUUCUUGUGCAAUUCGAUUAUGGCGCUCGGAAGCAGUCGCACCGAUCGGGAGGUGUGCUGGACCAGAUAAACCGAUUGCUGCAGUUUGGCGAGAAUUGGGCUGAGCAGUAAAUGCAAACCACAAAAUUACGCACUUCUGACUGUAUUACGCUAUCUGCUAAUCCCGACUUUGAAGAAGACAUGGGUGACAUCCUUGAUUCCGUUCAUGGCAAUCCAGACCUCAGCCAUCCUUCAACUGACAAUAUUCAAUUACUUUAUCUUUCUGUGGUCCAUUAGCUAUAGCUUGCAGUAUGUGCACAUGGCACAUCAAAUAUUCUAGAAGUCAAAGACGACGCACUGCACCAUGGGAAACGCAAACUGGAGGUACACUGGCAGUGGGCUGAACUGGCGCGAUUGGUCAAUCUCAAGAAUAGGUUUCUGGUCAGUACUUAGUAGAUUUUUCAGAUUGAAAGCUAUUUGCUGCGCAUUCACAAUAAUGACUUUCGUUUGGAUUUGUGUGGCAUGAUGGAUCUUAAAUUCUUGUUGUAAUUAUAUUGCA